CUUCUUCUUGUUUCCUUCGCUCGAUUCUCUUCUCUUCUCCCACUAACCUCCGUUCAAAUUAUUCUCCACCCACUUUCUUCCCCAAGAAUCGUCUCACUUGCUCUUCUUCCACUUCUUCUCGUUUCCAAUCGUUCUCGGUUUCAUCGAUCGGAACUGGAUCUAGCAAGAGAGUACCCGAUACUCGGAUAAACGUGAAGAGCAUGGCUACGACGGAUAUAGGUAAGGAGGAGAAGAAAAGAGUUGAGAUUUACGAUCUCGAGGAGAAUUUAGCGAUUGAUUUGGCUAAAUUCACUGCUAAUCUCUCCGACAAGUUUUGUAAAGAGAGAGGUGCUUUCACUGUCGUUGUCUCCGGUGGCUCUCUCAUCAAAUCUCUCCGGAAAUUAGUAGAAUCUCCUUAUGUUGACUCUAUAGAUUGGGCAAGAUGGCAUUUUUUCUGGGUCGACGAGCGGGUUGUUCCCAAGAAUCACGACGAUAGCAACUACAAACUUGCUUAUGAUAGUUUUCUGUCCAAGGUUCCAAUUCCGCCUGGAAACGUAUAUGCAAUCAACGAAUCCCUCUCCGCUGAGGCUGCAGCGGAUGAUUACGAGACCUGCCUCAAACAUUUGGUGAAGACCAACAUCCUCCGCGUAUCUGAAUCAACCGGCUUCCCCAAAUUUGAUCUCAUGCUUCUUGGUAUGGGUCCUGAUGGCCAUGUGGCAUCCUUAUUCCCAGGACAUGGUCUCUGCAACGAGAGCAAGAAAUGGGUGGUUUCAAUCUCCGACUCUCCAAAACCGCCGUCUGAAAGAAUCACAUUCACAUUCCCGGUCAUCAACUCGUCUGCACAUGUAGCUCUAGUCGUUUGCGGUUCAGGGAAGGCGGAAGCUGUGCAGGCAGCUUUAAAGAAGACUGGGAAUGUACCACCUGCGGGUUCCGUUUCUGCUGAAGACGAGCUGGUUUGGUUCCUGGAUAAACCAGCCUCUUCCAAGCUCUAAAGCAGUGAUAUGCUUGCAUUCCAGUGAACUCACCAAUGUGACUAGUCCAGUUUGGUUUUUGGAUUUUUACUCGCCGGUUCUUUCCAUUUAUGUUUUGGGAAGAGACUGUUGUAAUAAAAGCGUACUUGACAU
Messenger RNA from Arabidopsis arenosa, 1103 nucleotides. NCBI's taxonomy places the organism in Eukaryota, Viridiplantae, Streptophyta, Magnoliopsida, Brassicales, Brassicaceae. The record is from the annotation of a GenBank genome assembly.